Histoplasma mississippiense is the source of this 1512-nucleotide messenger RNA. RefSeq lists its product as hypothetical. Gene Ontology annotation, molecular function: amino acid transmembrane transporter activity. Gene Ontology annotation, cellular component: membrane. The record is from RefSeq and is a predicted model, not a curated record. Gene Ontology annotation, biological process: amino acid transmembrane transport. Lineage: Eukaryota; Fungi; Ascomycota; Eurotiomycetes; Onygenales; Ajellomycetaceae. The coding region runs from base 1 to 1512 and encodes 503 amino acids. The transcript is spliced from 3 exons.
AUGGCGGAUUUGAUCGAUCACGAAUCAUUGAACCAGGAUGAGAAAGGAACGACGGCUACGGUAGGCGACACCUCGUCAUGCCCGUAUCAUGAGUCGUUCUGGCACCAGUCUUCCCAAUCUUCCCAGCUCCAGAGGAAGUUGAAAAGCAGACACCUUCAGAUGAUUGCUAUUGGCGGAACUGUCGGCACCGGUCUAUUCAUUGGUAGUGGCGAAGCAAUUUCAACUGCGGGCCCUGCCGGUGCUCUGAUCGCAUAUACUUUCGUCGGAUCUAUCGUGUAUUCCGUCAUAGUUUCUCUUGGAGAAAUGGCAACGUGUAUACCAGUAGCUGGCGCCUUCACCACGUACGCUACCCGCUUCGCUGAUCCUAGUCUUGGUUUCGCGAUGGGUUGGAUAUACUGGGUUUUCGUGGUCCAUUACUUUCGCACUCGAGUUGACGGCAACAAGCCUUAUCAUCCAAUUCUGGAUCAAGGACGCCCCUGCUGCAUAUUCAUCGGAUUCAAGUACUGGAAGGAUCCCGGCGCAUUCGCUCCAUACCUCGUCGAAGUCGUCGGAACUGAUAAUAUUGCCACUGCAAAAUUUAUCGGAUUCUGGGCUACUCUUAUCCAAGCCGGCUUCUCAUAUCAGGGAACCGAAUUAGUAGGCAUCGCGGCGGGAGAAGCAGAGAACCCACGAAAAGCCGUACCAGCAGCAAUUAAAAAGACCUUUUAUCGCAUCCUUUUCCUCUUCGUCUUGACAAUCUUCUUUAUUGGCAUUCUAAUCCCAUACACAAACCAAGACCUCAUGUCACAAGCCGCCAACGCUUCCGCGUCUCCAUUUGUCAUCGCCGCCAAGCUUGCCGGCGUCAGGGUCCUCCCAAGUCUCAUCAACGCUGUCCUCCUCACUGUGGUUAUCUCCGCUGCAAACUCCAAUGUUUACUCUGGCAGUAGAAUACUAGUAAGCCUUUCCAGGGAUGGGUGUGCCCCCAAAUCCUUCUCCAAGAUUACUAAGGGUGGCGUACCCAUCGCGUGCGUCCUCCUCACCGCCGCCUUCGGCCUUUUCGGCUUCCUUAACCUCUCCAACAGCGGGGCCGUGGUCUUCGAAUGGUUCAUGAACAUCAGCGGCAUCGCUGGCUUCAUCGCAUGGUCCUGCAUUAACGGCUGCCACCUGCGCUUCAUGCGUGCGCUGCGUGAGAGGAAUAUUAGCCGCGAUGCGCUGCCUUACAAAGCACCCUUCCAACCCUACCUGGCGUGGUACGGCCUCUCCUUUAACAUCCUUAUCAUCAUUACUCAAGGUUUUAAGGCCUUUUUACCCUGGGAGCUAAGCAAUUUUUUCGUCGCAUAUAUUAGUCUAUUUCUCUUCAUCAUGUUGUAUUUUGCACACAAGGUUGUAUGCCGCACGACCUUUGUUAAACUGAGGGAGGCGGAUGUGGAUACGGGCCGGGUGGUGGUUUAUACAGAUACAUCACAGCCAACUAGAGUGCCAACGACGACGUGGGAACUUGUUCGGCAUCGAAUUCAGAAGAUGUUUUUCUAA